Hemicordylus capensis (graceful crag lizard) is the source of this 1970-nucleotide messenger RNA. RefSeq names its product olfactomedin 2 (gene OLFM2). Lineage: Eukaryota; Metazoa; Chordata; Lepidosauria; Squamata; Cordylidae. The transcript is spliced from 6 exons. Bases 285 to 1655 code for a protein of 456 amino acids. Gene Ontology annotation, biological process: signal transduction. The record is from RefSeq and is a predicted model, not a curated record.
CCCCCCCCCCCCCCCAGCAGCAGCAGGCGCCGCGGCGGGCGGCCACCGCCUUUCCUUGCUUUUGCCCUGCUCGGUGGAGAGAAGCGGAGGCCAGUAGGCGCCGUCCGUUUGCCUGCCUGCCUAUCCUUCCGCCUGGGGCGCGCUGGAGUCUGGCCGCAGCGGCGCCUUUUCCUUCUUGGCGCGGGGAUGCGGAGGAGCCGCUGAGCGGGCGGGUGGCAGGCAGCGGGGAGCCGGCUGGCUGGAGCCCGCCGAGACUGGGCUGGGCUGGGCUCGGCGCCUGCACGAUGCGCUUCCUCGUUGACCUGCUCCUGCUGUCGAUCGCCGUCUCCCGGGCCGCUCAGACUCUCUUCCAGAGCCCUGAUGAGGGUUGGCAAGUCUACACCUCUGCUCAGGCCUCCGAUGGCAAAUGUCUGUGCACAGCUGUCAUCCCUGUCCAGGGCACCUGUUCAAGGGACCUGCGCAGCCGGCAACUACGGCAGUUGAUGGAAAAACAGGUGCAAAACAUCUCCCAGUCCAUGGAGGUGCUGGACCUUCGGACCUACCGGGACUUGCAGUAUGUCCGUAAUACUGAGUCGCUGAUGAAGGGGCUGGACUCCAAGCUGAAAGUAGCCACAGAGGGUCAGAAAAACCUGAAUGCCAAGAGUUUCCAGGAAUUAAAGGACAAAAUGACGGAGCUGAUGCCACUCAUCCCUGUGCUGGACCAGUACAAGUCAGACACCCGCACCAUCGUGCAGCUCAAAGAGGAAGUGAGGAACCUCUCGGGGAGCCUGCUGCAGAUCCAGGAAGAGAUGGGCGCCUAUGACUAUGAAGAACUCCAGCAGCGUGUGUUGGUCCUGGAGGCACGUUUACAUGCCUGCAUGCAGAAGCUAGGGUGUGGAAAGCUCACAGGGGUAAGCAACCCCAUCACCAUCCGGGCAUCUGGAUCCAGAUUUGGCUCUUGGAUGACAGACACCAUGGCCCCAAGUUCUGACAGCCGGGUCUGGUACAUGGAUGGCUACUACAAGGGCCGCCGUGUCCUGGAGUACCGUACCCUGAAUGACUUCAUCACUGGCCAAAACUUUGUCCAGCAUCUGCUGCCCCAUCCCUGGGCUGGCACUGGCCAUGUGGUCUUCAAUGGGUCCCUCUACUACAACAAGUACCAGAGCAACAUUGUGGUGAAGUACCAUUUCCGCUCGCGGAGUGUCGUCGUGCAGCGCAGCCUCACCACCGCUGGCUACAACAACACAUUCCCUUACUCCUGGGGUGGCUUCUCAGACAUCGACUUCAUGGUGGAUGAGAAUGGGCUCUGGGCUGUCUACACCACCAACCAGAACGCUGGCAACAUUGUGGUGAGCAGAAUGGAUCCCAUCACACUGGAGAUCCUCCGCAGCUGGGACACUGGCUACCCCAAGCGGAGCGCCGGCGAAUCCUUCAUCAUCUGCGGGACCCUCUACGUGACAAAUUCACACCUGGCGGGGGCCAAGAUCUAUUUUGCCUACUACACAAACACUUCUAGCUACGAGUACACGGAUAUUCCCUUCCACAAUCAGUAUUCCCACAUAUCCAUGUUGGACUACAACCCCCGGGAAAGGGUCCUCUACACCUGGAACAAUGGCCACCAGGUCAUCUACAAUGUGACUCUCUUCCAUGUCAUAAAGACUUCAGGGGAGUUAUAAUGCCAUUGGUGAAGAGGCCUGGACUCUCUCAGUUGUCCUUUUGUUCAUCUUCUCUCUUCUCCUGCGGGUGGGGGGCACUGCAGCCUGCAAACUCGGUGGCCUGGGAAAACUCCGUGAUGCCGUUAUUUCUACAUAAUAAAACAAAGAGAUUUCUUCUCUCUCUCUUUCUCUCUCUCUUUUUCUCUCUCUUCUGUGGUUGAUGACGCAUGGUUCUGGUUUGGAGCUUCUUUGGCGGGGGGCUAUUUUUUAUUUUUGUAUUGAUAUUAUUUUACUUAUUUACCGCUGGCAAAUAAAGACGAUCUCGUUGAGGUUGGA